Ilyonectria robusta is the source of this 2931-nucleotide messenger RNA. Its product is annotated as fungal-specific transcription factor domain-containing protein. Lineage: Eukaryota; Fungi; Ascomycota; Sordariomycetes; Hypocreales; Nectriaceae. The transcript has a single exon. Bases 1 to 2931 code for a protein of 976 amino acids. The record is from RefSeq and is a predicted model, not a curated record. Gene Ontology annotation, biological process: regulation of DNA-templated transcription; DNA-templated transcription. Gene Ontology annotation, molecular function: DNA-binding transcription factor activity, RNA polymerase II-specific; DNA binding; zinc ion binding.
AUGCCUCCCCGAGAGACUCGCAAACGGCGAGCCCCUGUGGUCAAUGUCGACGGUGUAGACUGUGGUCCCAAGUCAAAGCGUCGGACCGUUCCUAAUGAGCUACGGAAGCGGACAAGCAUGAGCUGCGAUCUGUGCAAAACUCGUCGCAUCAAAUGCAUCCGCCCAAUCACCGAGGAUGGCGAGAACACGCUCGCCCCAUGCGAGAACUGCACCACCUUGCAAGUAGCAUGCCAGUCGGCUUUGCCGAGGAAGACGCGCAUAUAUGGGAGCCUGGAAAGCCUAAGUGCAAGAUAUAGAACGCUGGAAGCCUUGGUAAAAGCCUUUUUCCCUGGUAGGGAGAUCAACGACGAGCAGCUGGCCGAGAUCGCCCGUGAAUACGGAGUCUCUGUUCCGACGGUCCAACCACCUGAAGAGUCUUCUUCUCUUGCACAGGCCUUGGACUCCGACACCCUACAAGCCUCAUUACUAUCUUCAGCUCCCGCCGCUGAACUCACAUCCACAUCUCGAGAUCGCUGUGACGAUAGCGCAAGCAAUCAUCAGCGCACAACCAGCACCUCGGCUUCACAUCCUGCCAUUUUUAAUCACAUGGACAUCAACGACGAGCAGCUGGCCGAGAUGGCCCGCGAAUACGCUGUCUCUAUUCCGGUCCUCCACCCCCCUGAAGAACCUUGUUCUUUUGCCUGGACCUUCGACUCCGACACUCUACAGGCCUCGUUACCACCUUCAACUCCCGCCGUUGAACUCAUCUCCACAACCAUAAAUCACCGUCACGAUGACGCAAGGGAUCAUCAGUGUGCAACUGGCGCCUCGGACUCAUACUGUGGUCGAGAGGGACGCGCAACACAGAUCUAUCAGAAAGGAAGCCUCCAUCCCGUGUCCGAAUAUCCCCCGAAACUUGGCCGCCCGAGUGAACGUCUAUAUCCAAAUACGGAAGGAGUAAUGUCGUACCUCGGGCCCAGUAGCAGUUUCGAAUUCAUGAUCGUACUGCGGAGACUUGUUACGCAUAUUACAAAGAAGACUUCCCUUCAAGAGCCGUUUUCUUCAGGUCGGGAGAGCAUGGCCAUCGAAAAUGGCCUCGAGGAUUCGGGGCAAGACAACGAUGGCCCCGUUCAGAUUUCCAGUAAGAAGGGAGCGCUGGAUGUUUCAACAACCCAGCCUGAAGCCGCAAUGGCAGGUCCAAUUUCCACCCAGAACAGAGGAAAUCCUCCGUUGAGCAAUGGGGCGGUAAACAGUCUGUCAUCUUUGAGAGUAAAUGUCCGCUCGAGGCCGUCAUCCCACGCCGAGGAAGGGCUUGGCAACAUUGUUACGUCGACUCAAGACAGUUUGCCAUCCAGAGACGUCUCGGAUAUGCUUGUUAAGGCCUUCUUUGACUACGUGCACGGAAACUACGUUAUCUUCCAUCGAGGUCUUUUCCAGAUGCAGUAUGAACGUCUCUUCCUGUCGCCUGAGGAUGCUGAAAGUGAUUUGGACCUGCCCGACGGCUCGAACAAUCAAAUUGACAAGGGAUGGAUUUGCUGCAUUUACAUGGUGUUCGAUUUUGGGUACCAAGCAUUGAAGCAUCGGCGCCCAAGACAGGCCCCGGCUUUACAGCAGAGCUAUGUCAAGCUGGCACAAAAUCAUCUUUAUGAAAUCGUCAAUACUACCUCACUUUCGAAUGUCCAGGCUUUGCUUCUAAUGCAACUACACCAACACAACUCGGGGGCUCGAAAUGCCUCGUGGAUGCUCCUCGGCUGCGCUUGUCGCAUGGCCAUCUCUAUGGGUAUGCACAGGGAGCGCGCACGAGGCGGUUUCGGUCCCAUCGUGCGAGAACUGCGCCGCAGGGUCUGGUGGACCAUGUAUACUUUUGAAAAACAGGCGUCGUUGAUUUUGGGUCGUCCUUCAGCGAUACCGGAAGAUGGCGAGGUCGACGUGAGGCUUCCCGACGAGAACUACAUGGAUGGGAAGACUUAUUAUCAGUCUGGGCUCUUGAGAAACAUGCUGGCUUUGACCGACAUCCUGAUCAGGAUCAGGAAAAGCUUGUUCGGUGCCGCAGACGCUGCUUCGGCUACUGGCCGCAGUUCUGCUGCUGCAAUCUCUCGGAUACCGGGCCUCGAUGCAGACACGGUACGAUCAAUCAUCUCGCAGCUUGACAAUUGGUUCCGCGGGCUACCUUCCAAUCAUCAACCUCAGUCGAAUGCCAAAGGGUCGCAUGAUUAUCGAGCGGCACACUUGCUACACCUCGUCUACUACCACGCCAAGCAGGUUGUCACGAGAUCAUAUCUGCUUGAGAGAUUGGAAGCGGAAGUCGAUUUCCAAGACGAUCCAAGCAAACCGCGGGCCUCCUUGAGCGAUUCAGACCAAAUGGAGCUCAGUACAGUAUGCAUAGAUGCAGCUGUAUCCAGUGCUCUAGUCUUGGAGAGUUUAUGGGAAAGCAAUCAAGUUGACGGCGUGGCAUGGCUUGAUAUUUACUGGGCUUACCACAGCGGCGUUAUGCUGCUUAUCGAUCUACUGCGCGAGCAGCACCAGGCUUCCCAAAGAACAAGCAACACCACGGCAGACGAGCCGACGCGGGCUCACUCGGAUACUAAGAGAAGAGAAGCCCUCAAACGACUCAUCGAAAUCCUGCGCAAGGUCAACCUCUGCAAGACCAUGCGUGUCUUCGCCAACGUGACUCUGGCGCUCGCCAAGGUUGCCGGCGUAGGCCUUGACGAGGGAAGAGAAGACCCGAGCGAUGUUAUUCCCCCCCAAGCUGCGGCAGCAAUGGGUGGGAUCACCGCGGACACUACCGCUGCUCCUGCUGCAGAUUUGAGUGUCAUGAACCUCGAGCCCUUUGGGUCCCUGUCUUGCACCGACCCCUGCGCCGCUAGAUAUCCGUGGAUGGAUGGAGACCAUGCCUUGCCUAUGGAAAUAAACGGAAAUACUUCAUAUGAAUUUGACUGGAUCGAUCUAUAG